Molecule: messenger RNA, 3142 nt
Organism: Acyrthosiphon pisum (pea aphid)
Lineage: Eukaryota; Metazoa; Arthropoda; Insecta; Hemiptera; Aphididae
Product: glucose dehydrogenase [FAD, quinone]
Exons: 3
Coding region: 299-2170 (623 amino acids)
Molecular function (GO): flavin adenine dinucleotide binding; oxidoreductase activity, acting on CH-OH group of donors
Source: RefSeq, a predicted model, not a curated record
AGGUUUUUUAUCAAACGUAUUCAGUAACGAUCGGUUUCACGCACGCGAUUCAUACUUGUUUUUAAAAGUGAAAACUAUACACAUGUGUUUGAUAUUUUUUAACAAGUCGGACGGCGGUGCGCUUGUAAAGUGAAUUUCAUUCCGUAAACAUAUUAUUAUUUUAUAUUUACAUUUGAUUCUCAUUCAAACAUUACUGCACGUUUCCGAAUUCGCUUUAAAACAGGGCGACAUUUUACCUUGAAUGACUUACAGACCAAAUCAUUAUAUUAUACGCACGGAUUGACUCACGACGACAGACAUGGAGGUAUCGACGUUUUUAGUGUUCACCGCGUGGCUCGCUUCUGUUCAGCAGUGUCUGGCGUUAAAUUUAAACGCUCUGUCAUACCUUGGUGAACGUUACCGCACAAAUCUCAUACAAUUUCGAGAAGACCCGUUGUUCGGUUAUAAACCGAUACUCGACGAAUACGACUUUAUCGUGGUUGGGUCGGGAGCCUCAGGUGCUACGGUUGCCAGGAGGCUGGCCGAAGUACCCGAAUGGAAAAUAUUACUGCUCGAGGCGGGCAAACAAGAAUCGAUUGCCACUUCAGUGCCAGCUAUAGCCCAUUAUUUUCAAUUCACAGACUUCAACUGGGCUUUUAAAACCGAAGAGGAACCGAACGCCUGUCAAGGCGUCGUAAACAAGAGAUGUCUGUGGCCACAGGGUAAAGGUCUCGGCGGCAGUACGAUCAUCAACAACAACAUAUACACCCGGGGUAACGUAAGAGACUUCGACCGUUGGGCCGAAGCGGGCAACCCCGGUUGGUCGUACAGAGACGUUUUACCGUAUUUUUUGAAAAACGAAGACGUUACUAUUCCGGAACUGAAACGAUCUCCAUACCAUGGUGUUGGUGGACCAAUGCCGAUAAGUUAUUCUCCGUUCAAAUCGCGACUGGUCGAGGCGUUUCUUGAGUCCGCGCCGCAAGUCGGGUUGAACGUGGUGGACUACAACAACCCGAAUAGCCACGUUGGCUUUUCAAGAAUCCAAGGCACGAUCAACUUCGGUAGACGGGUCACGUCGGCCAGAGCGUAUCUUCGAGGAAACCUGACGAACUUGCACAUCGUCGACGGAGCAUUCGUUACGAAGGUACUGAUUGAUCCAAAUACUAAAGUCGCGUUGGGCGUGGAAUUUGAAAAGGAUAACAGGAGACGAAGAGCCCAAGCCAGAAAAGAAGUGAUUUUGUCGGCAGGCGCUUUCAACACUCCAAAACUCUUGAUGCUGUCGGGAAUCGGGCCCAAAGAACAUCUCGAACCACUGGGAAUAAAAACCAUAAGCGAUCUGCGAGUCGGCGACAACUUACAGGAGCAUCCUUCGUACGCGAACUUGGCGUUUACCGUCAAUCAAACGGUGGGAUUAAUACCCGAACGUAUAUACAAGCAAGGGAUACGCGAGCUUUUCAAUUACUACGACGGAAAUGGCUGGCUCACGACCAUGGGCUGCGAAGGACUCGGCUACGUGAAAACCAAAUACAACAAGGACCCGGGGGACGUGCCAGACAUCGAAUACAUUUUCGUUCCGAUGUCUCUGGCCGGCGAAGAAGGAUUGGGAAACAGCUUGUUGAGAAGAAGCAUGGGAAUACCGGACAGUACUCAUUAUGAUUUGCACAAAGGAAUAUUCAACAAGGACGGAUGGACGAUAUGGACUAUGCUCAUGUACCCGGAGAGCACAGGACAAGUCAGAUUGAGGAACGCCAACCCUUAUUCGAAACCGUUGAUAAGAGCCAACUUUUUCGACGCUCCCGUGGACGUGUUGCGCAUCGUGGAGGGAAUAAAAAUGGUUAUAGAACUCAAUAAGACACCGGCUUUUCAGAAGUUGGGCUCUACCAUGAGCCUGCGAACGAUGCCGGGAUGCAGACACCUGAGUUACGGAUCGGACGCGUACUGGGAAUGUUGUGUGAAAAGACUGACCAUGCAGAUGCAUCACCAGUGUUGUACAGCGAAGAUGGGACCGUCUUCCGACCGAAACGCAGUGGUCAACUCACAGCUCAUGGUCUACGGUGUCUCCAAGUUGAGGGUCAUCGACUGUUCGAUCAUGCCGACGAUUACCGGUGCUCACACCGUGGCGCCGGCCUAUAUGAUCGGAGAGAAAGGAGCCGAUUUGGUCAAAGCGACUUGGCUGACACCGACGAAUUGAGAUGUAAUAUGAAUAAUAUUAGUAUGGUAGGCAUUAUUCAUUAUCAUUAUAGUUUCUAACUAAAUCAAAAGACUUAAAUUAGUUAUAGGUUACCAAUGUCGAAAUCGAUCGUAUAAGGUUAUUGUAUUAUUAGUGCAUAUAUUAUAGUAUUAUUAUUUGCGAUUUAAAUCAAUUUGUAUCGUUUGUUUGAUUAAUAUUAUAGUACAGAAAGCGUAGUGUAUAUUAUUAUUAUAUUUUAUUUCACUGUACUAUUACUCGAACUUGAAACAUUGGAGUAAAAGGUAACAAACUCCUGAUCAUUUUAUACCUAUAUUAAUUUUUAAUAUAAUAAUAUUAUGUACGUUCUUUUAUUUAUAUUAUAUUCUUAUCUUAUACUAUAUGAAUAUUGAUCGAGUAAUAAUAAUCUAUAUUAAUAGCGAUCAUCAUACAUCAUAAUAUUAUUUUGAUGUGUUUAUUUGUAUGUAGUUGACGUAAAGAAAAAAUAAAUAUUAAAAGUGUUGCUUUGUUCAUAAACAUGAUGUAUUGUACAUUUAUAUUAUUAUAAUUAUUGUUGAGCAUAAUGAAAGUUCUUAAAAUAAAUUUAAAUUAACAAUCCAAACACGAUAUUAUUUUAAAUGUUAACAUAAUAUUAUUACGAUUCAUUACUAAGAUAAGACACAAUAUAUUGUUGAAUUUGUAUAAUACAAUAUAAUAUAAAUAGUCCGCAAUAUGGACCAUUAAAAAAUAUUUGUAUACAUAAUAAUAAUUAUAUUAUAUGUAUUUAGUUUCUAAAUAGUUUGACAAUAAUAAUUAUUAGUGACAUCGGCAUUGUAUAUAGUGUUAGAAAGUGCUUAAUAACAAUAUUAUAGACUGACAAUAUAUUGAUCAGAACUUGAAUACAUGCUAAUAAUAAUAAUAUAAUAUUGUACAUUCGGAUUCAGUAUGAUGUUAUUAACUACAAACGGGAAUUAAAAUUAUAAUAGAAAAUAAAAA